AUGUUGAGCAAUUGCUCCCGAUUUCUUCAAUGUAUCCCGUCGCCAUCUGUGAUUUCAACGGCCUCGGCUGCGGGCAGAUGGUGGCCUCAACCAGAGCGGCGAUCGUUCUCAACAGAUAAACCAGUUGCGCUGGAAAAUCGAAACGUAAUCAUUGUCGAGACACCCCGAGGAGAAAUACAACUUGAUAAAACAAAAGCCGCUCCGCUAUUCUACACACCACGCGGGAAUGGAAAAAAAGACUCUUUCGCUUUGGUGCCGUGGAAAAAUGGAGAACAAAUGGCCAACUAUCCGCUAUUUGAAGAAUCUAUCCAAAGAAGCAAAAUCCCUUGGAAUAUCUAUGAUGGACUUACAAGCGAAGAAAGAGGAGUUUAUCUUGCACAUUUGCGAGCAGUCGAAGAACGAAGAUUAACGUACACAUGUCCCGUCACAAAAGCAACGGUGAUGACAAUUUCUCAAUUAAUAUUCAACGGAAAAUGUUGUGGAAACGCUUGUCGACAUUGUCCAUACGAGCACGAGAAUGUACCCACCGAUAGAAAAGGAGAAAAGAUUUGGAAUGGCGUUUAUUUUGUUUAUGAAAUGUCAAAGCAUCGGUCCCGACCCCCAACAGUGGGAAUUCAUAGACGAACACGUUUAGUGGUUGUCGACAAUUCAACACUUGGAAAGGAGGCACAUGCGAGCGGUAAACUGGCCUAUUGCAUUGACACAUAUAAACAAGGAAAGCGUCAAAAGCACAUGCCCAAAGCAGUACUUGGUGAUAAGGUUCUCGUCGCGAUUCGAGGACAGAUGAGAAAAGCAUUCGUUGUGGGCGCACACGUUCAUAAAGAUCAUCUGCAACACGGAGUUCCCAGCACUGAUACGAAUAAUAUUGUUCUACUUGAUGAAGAGGGAAAUCCACUUGGAAAUCGCGUCGUGAAACCCAUCCCAGCAAGGCUCCUAGACAAACGAGAUCACGCCCAAUUCGCCAAAGUUCUUGCAUUAGCGAAUAAGUUUAUU
Molecule: messenger RNA, 993 nt
Organism: Mesorhabditis belari
Lineage: Eukaryota; Metazoa; Nematoda; Chromadorea; Rhabditida; Rhabditidae
Source: the annotation of a GenBank genome assembly